This is a messenger RNA of Mercurialis annua (annual mercury), 940 nucleotides long. RefSeq lists its product as uncharacterized. Bases 115 to 717 code for a protein of 200 amino acids. Lineage: Eukaryota; Viridiplantae; Streptophyta; Magnoliopsida; Malpighiales; Euphorbiaceae. The transcript has a single exon. The record is from RefSeq and is a predicted model, not a curated record.
CCUCUCGCUUUUCUCUAAGUUUGCCCAAUUUCCCUCUCACAAGUUUCCAUUGAAAAAAAACAAAAUUAACAAAUUUGCCAAACACUCCUUUUUCUUCGCUAUUACGCAACGUUAAUGGCUUCUUCAAGAAACAAAUCGUACGGACCGCCGCCAUCUUCUCCGUCGUCAUCCUCCGGCUUCGCAUCGUCAACUGCGUCAAGUUUCACAUCCUCGACCUUACUCCGACGCUCUACAUCUCCUACACGUGUCAACGUAAUGUACGGAAACAUCAACAAUCAAUCGCCGUCGCUCCGAUUCUCGAUGACCGAUCAUCACCGUUCAAUCUCGCCUAACCGUUCAAUUUCAUUCAAAAGGCAAACAACGAGCAACAAGAAUGCCGCUCCGGUGUCGUUUAACGGUAACAGCAACAACAAUAACAAACGCUCGUGCGCUUGUUCUCCUACUAAUCACCGCGGUUCUUACCGGUGCGCGUUUCACAAAGCGAUGAUGAAAAGUGGCGGUAACAGUACUCAAACGUCGUCGUAUCAGCAUUCGAGUGGUAGAUUGAAUUUCAGACGAUCUGCGAUGACUAAUUCGUUAGUGAGAAUUGGCGGUGUGGAAGGAGAGUUGGUUAAGAGAGCCUUAUCGGCGUUGAUUCGGCCGUCUUCUCAUCAGGUUCGGCGGCGUACGGCUUUUGAAUCGAGACCUAGUCGGCUUUCUGUUAUGUCUACUAGUUGAAAAGUUCUUGUUUGGGAUUCUUGAUAUUUUUUAGGGUGUUUUUGUACAAAUUAGAGACUAGUAAAUAAUUCCGAAUUUGCUUAUUUUGAUUUUGUGAUGAUUAAGCAAUAGUUUUGUGUGAGAUUUUUGAUAGAAACUAGUGGAGGUUGUUUGGGUCCAAGACUAAGAGAUCCAAGAUUCAGAUUGGGCAAGAGGUAUAUAAAUAAAAUUCUAGUUUUUUUUU